CAGUUCGCCUGCUAAAAUUUAUCAAGUUUGCAUACUAUAAAAUCGCAACAAUUAUGAAAAUUCCCGAUUAAAAAUUGCAGCUCGUGAGUUUUCGAAUACAAAAUCACUCAGUGUGCAUGAGCACAACGUUCAUCUAGUCAAAUUGGAAGAACCGAAAUACGAAUGCGGCAUAUGUAAGCGCAAAUGCUAUCAGCAAAAAGAUCUUAGUUCUCAUAUGCAGCGAGUGCACCUGGCGGAACGCAAGCACGUUUGCAACAUAUGCGGUAAUGCAUUUAAGAGCGGCUGGCAAUUGACCGCACACAAGAUGUUGCAUGACGAAGACAAGUCUUUUGAGUGUUUUCACUGUCAACGUAAAUAUACUCGACAAGCUGAUUUAAAUGUGCAUAUACGCACGCACACCGGAGAACUGCCGUACGCUUGUCACUUAUGUGAUAAACGUUUUGCAAUUAAAGUGCGGCUAACAUACCACCUGCAACGGCAUGAGGGCGUCAAGCAUCCGUGCACCUAUUGUGGUAUUCUGUACGAUAAUCGCAAUCAACUGAAGGAACAUCUUUUCAAACACACCGGCAUGCCCUAUCGCUGCGAAUUGUGUCCCGAUGUUGGAUUCACCCGCCGCUUACGAUUUGCAAACCAUAUGCAGCGCGCACAUAAUCUGAAUUUGAGUGCAGAUGAAUUGGCCGCCGUUUUUGCCAAGUAUACGGGGAAGGCGAUACAUUUCAACUCCACCUUCAAGGCGCAGGACAACGAAGACUCGCAGACAUUAGCCGACUUCAUUGUAGAUGAAACUAAAGAUUCAUGAAGAAAUUAAGUAUAAAUGUAACAUGCUAAAACAAUUUUAAGAUUAGUACAUAUGUACAUACAUAUAG
This is a messenger RNA of Rhagoletis pomonella (apple maggot), 866 nucleotides long. RefSeq names its product zinc finger protein 557-like. Gene Ontology annotation, biological process: regulation of DNA-templated transcription. The record is from RefSeq and is a predicted model, not a curated record. Bases 215 to 799 code for a protein of 194 amino acids. Gene Ontology annotation, molecular function: RNA polymerase II cis-regulatory region sequence-specific DNA binding; DNA-binding transcription factor activity, RNA polymerase II-specific. Lineage: Eukaryota; Metazoa; Arthropoda; Insecta; Diptera; Tephritidae. The transcript is spliced from 2 exons.